AUGAGGUCAUUUACCCUUGUAAUAAUUUCAAGCUUAUUGCUCAAACAAAUGAGCAUUAUUCUUGCAGAUGUUGGUACUGCUUCUUCUUAUGGUCCUCCAUAUAUACCUACAGCUUGUGAUGGGAAUAGGAGACAACAGUUUCCACCAGGAAAUAUAUUUGUGGCAGUGAAUGAAGGGUUGUGGGAUAAUGGGGCAGCAUGUGGAAGGAGAUACAGAAUAAGGUGUAUAAGUGGAAUCAAUAAGCCAUGCAAAGUUGGUAGUAGUAUUGAUGUUAAAGUUGUUGAUAAAAUUACUUGUACAAGAUCUUCAUGCCACCAAACUUUCCACAUGUCAACUGAAGCAUUUGCUGCUAUCUCACGCUUCCCUAAUGCAAAUAUCAAUGUUGAAUACAUUCAGUAA
This is a messenger RNA of Medicago truncatula (barrel medic), 399 nucleotides long. Its product is annotated as EG45-like domain containing protein. NCBI's taxonomy places the organism in Eukaryota, Viridiplantae, Streptophyta, Magnoliopsida, Fabales, Fabaceae. The coding region runs from base 1 to 399 and encodes 132 amino acids. The transcript has 2 exons. The record is from RefSeq and is a predicted model, not a curated record.